ACAAACGAUAAAACCGGAAGAAGAAAAACACAAAUGAAAACGACAGAAUGGAGGAGGAUUCAUUCUCGUAAAAUUCAAUUUCUAAUUGACAUUGACAAGCCUAUACGACGCCGUUCGGAGUGAGAACAGAACACAGAGAAACCCAUCAUCAUCGGAAGGUCACUCAUUCAUUCCCCCAAAACCCAAAACGAUGUCGUUUUCUCACCACCGUCGAUCUCAAUCGGAGAUGCAUUUCCGGAUCAGCGACGACUUCGACCUCGAGGUCGAUCUCUCUCCGUCGCAUCAUUUCCAAGAUCCGGCCCCGCUCCUCCAAGAUUCCGGAUCCAUACCCCAAUCUCCGCAACCCGAAACCGCCCGCUCCGCUCACCAGAGAAGCAACUCCGCCGACGCCUCUUCCUCCUCGUUGGUCGACGGCAUUGAGGCCAAGAAGGCCUUGUCCCCUGAUAAGCUCGCUGAAUUGUGGACCGCUGAUCCCAAACGAGCCAAGAGGAUUCUGGCUAACCGCCAAUCCGCGGCUCGCUCCAAAGAGAGGAAAGCCUGUUACGUGUUGCAGCUUGAGAGAAAAUUUCAAUCUCUUCAAACCGAAGCAACCGCUCUUUGUGCCCGAUUAAGUCUUUUUCAGAGAGAUACAACUGGUCUGACUACUGAAAAUACAGAGUUGAAGCUUAGGUUACAAGCCAUGGAACAACAAGCUAACUUAUGUGAUGCUCUAAAUGAAGCACUGAAGAAAGAAGUUGAUGGGCUCAAGAUUGCAACUGGCGAGAUAGUAAUGCAUAAUGCCCAUGGUUUGGGAAUGCAUCCACUUACAUAUUCUCAGGCUCCAUUCUUCUCACAUCAGUCACAACAUGGGCAGAGUGAACUUCAGGCCAUGCAAAUGCCACAGUUGCAUUCACUCUCAUCUAAUGUGCCUACUUCCGAUGAGCCUCUGUUUGAUCUAGACAUUCCGUAUGAUUUGUCAGAAAUGUUGUCAAGUGAAUCUAUCGGCCAAUUUCAGGGGCUGGACAUAGGCGACGGGGUUUUGCAUAAUCUGAUGCCUGAUUGUCCCUCCAUUUCUGUUAAUAAUAUUAACAAUGCCUUUUGAUGCAAAUUAGACUGACCAACAUGUGACCAGCCUUUUUAUUGGAGUGUUCAUAGACUGACAUGAGUGAGACCUAAAGGUAUUGAUUUUUUGUUUUCUAUUGGCACAAAUUAAUUUAUGUAGAUAAAAAUGUGAGAGGUUCUUUCAAGUUAUAUAAUCCAUUCUGGUCCAUUUUUUACAUUACUGGGAGAAUUUGUACUUAAUUGCACCUUCCACGCACACAACUUUUUUACUUCUUGUGUGUACACUUCUUGCACUUAAGACAAACUAGCAGGUGUUUCUGACAGUUCUCGUUUUCUACCAUGUUGCACAAAUAAUCAUUUGUUAUCAAUUUUAAUUGCAACUAUUCAUACAUAUGGACAUGUUGUGCCAUGGAUGGACCAUCAUAUUUAUAUUUUUGUGGAAACAGAAGUUAGACA
Messenger RNA from Glycine soja, 1497 nucleotides. Its product is annotated as bZIP transcription factor 18-like. Gene Ontology annotation, molecular function: DNA-binding transcription factor activity. The transcript has 4 exons. Gene Ontology annotation, biological process: regulation of DNA-templated transcription. Bases 191 to 1081 code for a protein of 296 amino acids. NCBI's taxonomy places the organism in Eukaryota, Viridiplantae, Streptophyta, Magnoliopsida, Fabales, Fabaceae. Gene Ontology annotation, cellular component: nucleus. The record is from RefSeq and is a predicted model, not a curated record.